Molecule: messenger RNA, 1589 nt
Organism: Calliphora vicina (urban bluebottle blowfly)
Lineage: Eukaryota; Metazoa; Arthropoda; Insecta; Diptera; Calliphoridae
Gene: nerfin-1
Product: nervous fingers 1
Exons: 1
Coding region: 37-1563 (508 amino acids)
Biological process (GO): negative regulation of transcription by RNA polymerase II; regulation of cell cycle process; neuron differentiation
Cellular component (GO): nucleus; transcription repressor complex
Molecular function (GO): RNA polymerase II cis-regulatory region sequence-specific DNA binding; DNA-binding transcription repressor activity, RNA polymerase II-specific
Source: RefSeq, a predicted model, not a curated record
AAAAAGUGCAAAUAUUUGAAAACAUUUUAACAAACAAUGGCUGCCGUUACCCAACACAACUUACAAAUGCUAAACAAUGCCACAUAUUCCCAUUCCAUAGGCGGCAUGCCUCAUGGCUUGGGUUUGCUAACAACAGUGGCCUCCCUGCCACCCAAAUAUCGCAGCCGUUAUUUGAGCAUAAAAACCAAGUGUGAAAUACCUUUAGAUUUGUCCAGGAAAUCAAUGUCGCCACAACUGGAGUGUGAGGUGCCCAUGGCAGCAAAUUUCGCCGAUGUCUAUACUGAACCCUGCAGUGAUACAGCCUCGCAGGCAAGUGAAGAAAUCAUCGAUGAACUGGUACAACAGUGCCAAAUGAUCUGUGAGAGUAAUGCAACAACGAAUACAGCUAACACUACUACCACAGCUACCGCUACCAUCACCAUAACAAAGCAACAACCAGAGCCAGCUGUACAGCAACAUUUAAAACCCAUAACCCCACCCUUGACACCCACCAAAAAGAGAAAAUUCUCGGAAACCAGCUCAGAAGGUGAAACCGACAGCAAAGAGAAUCAACAGAAAAUCUUUAAAGUGGAAACCAAGAACAACAAACAGCCUUUAAUGGAAAACACACCAGCUAAACCCAUUAAGCCAACGGACACUGCCCCCAAAACUGGUAAAAAUACCACAUCUUCAGCAUCCAAUAGUAAUAAAACCAAUCGCAACAAUAAGGCCACUAGGAAACUGAAAUUCGAUGAGGAAACCUCUUCACCGGUCUCGGGCACCAUCAUACGCCCCCUAGAGGACAUCACUGAUGGCAGCAUGCAGUACAGCAAUGGCGAUAUUGAUCCCAAAUACAAUAUAGUGGAGAUAACCGAGGAAACUAAGGCAGAAUUGGCGGCCAUUAAAAAUGUCAUAGGUGACUAUGUGUGCAAAUUGUGUCGCAUUAAAUUCGAUGAUGCUUUCGGUUUGGCCCAACAUCGUUGUGCCUGCAUAGUGCUGCUCGAAUACCGCUGUCCCGAAUGUGGCAAACAAUUUAAUUGUCCCGCCAAUUUGGCCUCCCACAGACGUUGGCACAAGCCCCGUAAAGAUGGCUCUGUAACAGCUAUAGGCUCUGCCAACUCACAGAAUAAUAAAAAAGAAAAUAAAGAACAAAAAUCCAAUAGAAAAUCUGAGGAUGCAGAAACUAUUUACAACUGCUCGGAGUGUGGCAAGAAAUUCAAACGUCAGGCUUAUCUCAAGAAACAUCAAUUGAAUCAUCAGCAAAAACCAACAACAGCAGCUGUACAGCAGGAGAAACCUGAGAUCGGCACAGAGGAUACAACUUCUUCGGCAACAUCGUCGCCCAUACACCAGCAACAAAUCACCACAGAGCAAAAUGAGGUGUAUACAGCGAAUACUCAACAUGUCUACGAUGAUCAUGAAGAUACCAUGUCCGAUUAUAGUUCGGUUACCUCAUCGCAAGGCUAUGGACGUUUGCAAAUCAUUGAAACCGGUUUAACCGAAGAGGAGAAUAUUGCAGCGGCCGCUCUAACCAAUUUACGUCAUUGUGCCUCUGUUAUACAACACACCACUUUGGCGCAUUAACGGAGGUAAAAUUAAAUUAUAAACGA